Messenger RNA from Astrephomene gubernaculifera, 4583 nucleotides. The record is from the annotation of a GenBank genome assembly. NCBI's taxonomy places the organism in Eukaryota, Viridiplantae, Chlorophyta, Chlorophyceae, Chlamydomonadales, Astrephomenaceae.
GGGGGGUUUGUGAAGCCGAGGACGCCGGAAGAGUACGAGGCGCUCAGGUCCAAGGUGUUGGCAGCCCGGGAGCGCUACGAGUCCAAGCACGCGGGCAACUUCACGCGCAUCUUCCCCUCGCCCGACCCCGCCAAGCAGGCGCUGUAUGAGGAGCUGCUCAAGGGCGCAGCGGACAUCUACCAGGCCUCCUUCCAGGCGCGAUCCACCAAGCGCCCUGAGGACGAGAAGAAGCGCAAGGAGGACACCGAGACCGACGCUCAAAAAGCCGAGCGCGCCAAGGCCCGAGCGCACCGCGACAAGCUCGCUCAGAUGGCGGAGGAGCGGCGCCGCGCGAAGAAGCUGCAGCAGCAGCAGCUGCAGGCGGGGCAGUCGCUGCUGCCCGCCUUCCUCUACCCCUCGCAACCCUACCUGGCUACCGCCUUUGGCCAGCAGCCCCAAGCCGCCACGGCCACCUACUACCUGCCGCUACUGCCCCCGGGGCCCUAUCAGUACGACCCGGCUGUCUACCAGCACUACUAUCAACAGGCCUACCUGUACGGCACCGUGGUGGGUGGGCAGCGGAUGUCCGAGGUGUACGGAGAGGGGAGUGAUGGGGCGGGAAGUGCGGCCAGCAGUCGGCCGGUUUCGGCGCUGAGUAGCGGCAGCGGUGCGGCGGGGGAGGCGGCUCCGAUUGCAGCUGCUGCUGCUGCUGCUGCUGCAGCUCCUGGGCAGGUUGGCGGGUCGCUGUCAGCGGGGUUGCGGAUUUCCUCCGGCCCCCGCGCUCGAGCGGCGGCGGCGGGUGGUGGUGGUGGGAGUGGCGGUACGGGGGCUUGCGCCCGGCCUGCCUCCUCCGCUGCUGACAGCGGUCGCAACAGUCCCCUUAGCCAACAGCAGCAGCAGCAGUCGGCGGGGAGCAUGAAUAACGCCUCAACGGCACUUAGUCAGCAGCUGCAACAGCAGCAGCAACAACAACAACUUUUACAACAACUACAACAACAGGGGGCUUUGCCCCCGUACCCCUUUCUUGGAAUGCGCAAACAGCGGCCCUCCUCGGCCGCCUCGCGCGCCGCUGCAGCUCACAGUAACGCCGCUAGCAGCAACCUGUUCAGCCUCGGGCUCGGCGUCUGUGGCAGCGGCGUCGGCGUCGGGGGCUUCGGGAGCUGCAGCGAAGGGUCGGAGUGGCCCUCCGCUGCCGAGGCCGCAGCCGCUCUCGGCAUCACCGGUAGUGCUGGGUUUGGUUCCGGUGCCGGCGCCGGUCGGCCGGGCUCUCCCUCGUCGACCGCCACCGCCUCUUCAGGAGCAGCAGCAACAGCAGCAGCCCCCACCUCCUCCUCCUCCUCCACAUCUGCCUCCGCCUCCGCCGCAUACACAUCCGCCCUGCCCGGCUCCAGCCUCCGGGGGUUUGGCAGCAGCAGCAGCGGCGGCGGCGGCGGCGGCGGGCUCAGCUUCAACAGCAGCAGCGGGGGGCUCGGCAGCAGCAGCAGCGGCCUCAGCGGCGGCGGCUACAACCACCUCGCGGCGCUGCAGCAGCUCCAACACUACCAGCAGCAGGCCGCAGCUGCUGCGGCAGGCCUCCUCGUCGCACCAUCGCAACCCGCCAUGCGACCCGUGUCCGUGGGAAGCGCCCACAACCAUGUACGACACGCCCACAGCUGCGCCCUGGAGGCUACCAGCGCUGCACACCCCGGGAACAGCAGCAGCGGCGGCGGCGGCGGCGGCUCAGCCCUCCGAGAUCUUAACGGGUCGGGGGAGCGCGAUCAGUCGACGGGGGGGCCGGGGGGCGCGGGGGGGUCAGGGUCGGGGCUGGGCGGGGGUGUCGGGUCCUCGAAACGAAGCCUCCUCGUCCACGGCAGCAGACCACCUUCCGCCUCUUCUAUCCCUGCCAGUAUACGGGACAAGCUACAGCCCGGCAGCUCCGGCGGGUCAGCAGCAGCAAUAGGUGGCGGUGGUGGCGGUGCUAGCAGUGCUGCGGCGCGUAAGCAGCAGUCUGGCAGCUCCGCGCUAGGGGGCGGCAACAGCGCAGCCAUGGCGGCCGCCGCAACAUGGGACGCAGCGAUCGCUGCCGCCGCAGCGGCGGCGGGUCAUGACCCGCUUGCCGUACUACACUACAUCAGUUCCAGGCCCCGGCCGCAAAGCGCGGGCGAGGAGCUCCGGCCAGGAACACCUGGUGCCGCCUCCCAACAACAACAACAACAACAGCAGCAGCAGCAGCGGAGCCCCUCGCCGCUGGGGCCGCUCCCAGCGGCUCCCUUGAGUAUCGGACUGGCCCCUGCCGCUGCCGUGAACAUCCCCGGGGUCGGAAACAGCGGCAGCAGCAGCAGCCGGGCUGCCAGCGGCCGUUACGGCGGCACUGACGUGUACCUGCUGGGCCUCACGCACACGCUCCUGCAGCUCUCGCAGCCUCCCUUGGCGGCAGUGACUGGGAGCGCCAUGCCGGUGGGAAGCCCCAAGCUGGCCCGGACGCUGAGCAGUAGCUACGCGCCCGCGUCGCCACGCUCCGCCGCCGCCGCGGCGGCGGCAGCGGGUGUGCUGGGCAGCGGUGGCGGCGGCAGUGGCGGCGGCAGCGGUCUUUGGGACAGCAGCAGCAGCACCGCUGCGAGUAUAACGGGCGGCCGGGCGUUCAAGAACUCGAGGGCUGGCGGCGUGCCCUCGCAUCCUGCGCUUAUGGUGCGUACGACGACGCCCAUUCUCAUGCCGCCGCCAGCGAACCCCACCUCCGUGUCGUCGCCGUUGUUCCAGAUCCAGAGCACAUCGCAGCAUCACAUGCAUGCCGUACAUCGGCGCAGCGACGGCGAGGCAGGCGAGGAAGACGCCGUCGCGCUUAUCUACCAGCCCCUCUCAGUGCCCGACGCCACCGCUGCGGCGCAACACGCGACGGAGCGCUACAGCAGCACAAGCGGGGUACGACACUGGUCAGCGGCGCCGGCGUCGUCGUCGGGACAGGCCGCCGCCUCCCGGCAACGUUCCUUCACGAGCGGCGCCGCGGGGUACGUGGCACCCGUGGUGGCCGCGCCGCCGCCUGCGGGAGGCACAUCCGCUGGCGGCGCCGCCAGCGGCGGCGGCGCAGCUGGGUCUGCCGCCAGCGGCGGCGGCGGAACCCCCACCACGAGACCGCCUGUGUACCCUCCGCCUGGCGGCGGCCCGGGGCUGAGACCCGCCGGUGCACCCACAUCGGGACGCGCGGGAGGCUCCGGCGGCGGCGGUUGCGGUGCCGGCGUCGUGGGUAAAGCCGCUGGCGGCGGCAGUACGGCAGCGGGGCGGCAGAACUCCGCCAUGGCGCCGGGGACGACGGCGACGACUCAUGCGGUGCAUGCUGGUGGGGGUGGGAUACUGACGAGGGGGAUUGGCGGUGGCGCUGGGGGUGCGGGCGCUGGGAAUGGGUCGGUUGUGGGGGUAGGAGCGCUGCAGGGGGGCAUAGAGGGGCUGCAGAUCACGGCGACGGGGCUGGAUCUAGAUGCACAAAUGCGCAGCGCUGCACUCGCGGCGCUAAACCGCAGAGGGCUGACUGUGAAGGGGCGGAAGGUGGCGCAGCAAUAGGGCAGCCGUACGUGCGAGUGUGUGGGGGCUGGUGGUGAUUUGGCCUUUGUAAUGCGCGGGAAAUCAUCAUGUUGCGAGUAUCGUGUACGUGUCGAGUGUACGUGUUGACUUACCGGUACAUGCAUGGGUCAUUUUGGGGGGUGAAAUUACAGUGAACCCCUUCGUAACGCGAUGUGAUGCGGGCGGGGUUUGCGUGCGUCCGACAAAGUACGGCAGGUUCAGAUGACUGGCUGCGUUCUUCAUCACUGAAGACCAACUACCAGGGCUAUACGGCCUAUACCUUGAAGCCGUCUGCUGUUUGUGUUUUGGUAAUUACCAAAUUACCGUGUAUUUUGGUAAUGAGGGUAGCGACAAAGGGCAGCGGGGGAAGCACGCAUCGCGGCUUAGUUCUGUGGGAUUUGGUGUCCAACGUUUGAUGCAGCCUUUGCUACGCAUGGGGCCGCGGCCUUUCAAUGCAUUGCGAGGCAGAAUUCGUUUGCUUUACAGCUUAUCACAGGCUGGUACGGUAGUUAGGGUGGAUAGGCUUUCCCUGCCCAACAGCCAUCAGCAGACCAUUACCCAGGACAGCGUGUCAGUGCAUGUACGGUUGGGAGGCAGUGCUUGUAGGCCCCAGGAUGCAUGCCGCAUGUGGCCGCAUGAGGCCGCACAGCGAUUUGCGGUGUGGUGUGGUUGCUGUCAUCGAACACCAGCUUGCUCGGUUGCUACCGGUUUCCUCAAGGAUGGGAGUGAAAGUGGCAUGUGGUCUUUUGCCCUACCAGGUUGCCCGGACAUAAUACCGUAACUGUAAAUGUUACAUGGUUCCUAAACCCCAAAUCAAUGAGCCUGCUGACGUCGUGUGUGGGGGGGGAUUGCGUUCUUUUGUGGCAUCUGUUGCACCAGCACUUCGUAGAUGCAUAGGACAUCCGUGUUAGCCCAAGUGUGCGGUCUUGGUUCAUCACCCGUGUUCCAUUCUUGGGGACCCCGGUAACUGUUAUCCAUGCAUACGUGGAAACGAAAGCCUCCGAGUUGACGACUGCGUUACUCUGUUCCAAGCCAAGCAUGGAAUCCAUUGGAAUGCACCAUCUGCC